AUGUUUGAUAUCAAUGGGUUACACACUGUCCCUAUCUAUUGGGUGAGCAUGUUAACCAUAUCAUGGUUACUCUCAUCCAUUUGUUAUCUCAAAGUCCAAAGAAAACUUGUUGGUAGCGUUGGCAUCACUUUAAGGGUAUAUCCUAUCCCUCCUUAUGGCAACGCUACUGGACUUAGAUUACUUAUGGAAGAUCCAGACAACAAGUAUGGGUUAAUAAGCGAAGGUAUGGCUGUCACACUAUCUGCGUACGUAGACGCACUAGUGUGGAGACCUUUCAUCAUUGAUGUAGGCAUACCCGGGGCAGCAAAGAGCUUCGUGGCAGAAUGCAAUGCUUUAGGAAAGAUGAAACACCGGAAUCUUGUGAAGAUCCUAACUUGCUGUUCAAGUGUUGAUUACAAGGGUGAAGAUUUCAAGGCUAUUGUUUUUGAGUUCAUGCCUAAUGGGAGUCUUGAAAAUGUGUUGCAUAAUCAUGAAGGGUCUGAAAAUCAUAGUCUCAGCAUAAUACAGAUGGUAGAUAUUGCUCUGGAUAUAGCUCAUGCAUUGGAUUAUCUUCACCAUGAUGAAGACGAAGUUGUAGUUCAUUGUGACGUUAAGCCAAGCAACGUUCUUCUGGAUGAAGAUAUUGUUGCCCAUUUGGGAGACUUUGGUUUAGCUAGGCUAAUUCGUGGAGCCACCGAACAUUCAAGUAAAGAUCAAGUUAACUCCUCAACAAUUAAAGGAACUAUAGGAUAUCUUCCUCAUGAGUACGGAGCAGGUGGUCCAAUAUCAUCACUGGGAGAUAUCUACAGCUAUGGAAUUCUUCUGUUAGAAAUGCUCACCGGAAAGAGACCAACAGAUAACAUGUUUUCUGAUAAUGUAAACCUGCACCAAUUUUGCAAGGUGAAAAUUCCAGAAGAAAUUCUUGAAAUAGUGGAUCAACGUUUGCUUGAGCCAUUUGCAGAAGAUCAGACAGGAACCGUGGAAAACAAGAUUAGGAAGUGUUUGGUGAUGUUUGCUAAAGUCGGAGUUGCUUGUUCUGAAGAAUUUCCUAAUCAGCGAAUGUUGAUAAAAGAUGUUAUAUUUAGGUUGAAUGAAAUCAAAUCAAUGUUUCCAUGAUAUGAAUACCAUUGCUACUGUCAUAAGAAUGUAAUUGUGUUCAUAAGAAAGCUUAAAAUAGUAUUGAUUUCAAGAGAAAGAGCCAUCUGCUGGUUUUUUUUAAUCAGACUUGUUUUCUGUUAAAUAAAACUAAGAUUUGGACUCAACAAAAGGAAAGAUUUACAUUCCUCAAAGUUUGUUGAUGGUAUGUUAGCACUUACGGAACUUAUUUAUUUGGCAACGAAGAUUGAGAAUGAUUGUCUUAUUUUUAAAGUUGAUUUUUGAAAGCUAGCUUAUAAUUAUGUUAAUUAGUGUUUUCUUGAGUAUAUGUUAGAUAGACUUGUGUUAGUUAAUGCUUUCUUGAGUAUAUAUAUACUAGGUAUAUUUGGCUUUGGAGAACACAGGAAUGCGUGUGGGGGAUGCAUGCGCAUGUGUUGUUUAAAAAUCUUGCUGUUCUACUAAAAAAUUAAUAUUUAGAAGGGACUUAAGCAAAGAGACCCUCUUGUACCUUUUUUGUUCCUUUUAGUUGUAGAGAAUCUGAAUGAUUUGUUUGAUAAGACGAUAGAUCUUGGUCUUUAAUCAAAAUUUAAGGUUCA
This is a messenger RNA of Vicia villosa (hairy vetch), 1670 nucleotides long. RefSeq names its product probable LRR receptor-like serine/threonine-protein kinase At3g47570. The record is from RefSeq and is a predicted model, not a curated record. Lineage: Eukaryota; Viridiplantae; Streptophyta; Magnoliopsida; Fabales; Fabaceae. Gene Ontology annotation, molecular function: protein kinase activity; ATP binding. Gene Ontology annotation, biological process: protein phosphorylation. The transcript has 3 exons. The coding region runs from base 1 to 1095 and encodes 364 amino acids.